Phyllostomus hastatus (greater spear-nosed bat) is the source of this 2636-nucleotide messenger RNA. RefSeq names its product GA binding protein transcription factor subunit beta 1 (gene GABPB1). Gene Ontology annotation, cellular component: nucleus. Gene Ontology annotation, molecular function: protein binding; transcription cis-regulatory region binding. NCBI's taxonomy places the organism in Eukaryota, Metazoa, Chordata, Mammalia, Chiroptera, Phyllostomidae. The coding region runs from base 134 to 1285 and encodes 383 amino acids. The record is from RefSeq and is a predicted model, not a curated record. Gene Ontology annotation, biological process: positive regulation of transcription by RNA polymerase II. The transcript is spliced from 9 exons.
GAAAAUAGCGCCCUGUGCAGCUGAAGCGCUUUGUGUGUAGCGGGGCCGCGUCAGCCCGGCCGGGUACGAAGCGCCUCGGGUCCCCACACCACCUCCUGCUGCUCCCCCGUCGCCGCUCCCGAAGCUUUUCCAGAUGUCCCUGGUAGAUUUGGGAAAGAAGCUUUUAGAAGCGGCACGAGCAGGUCAAGAUGAUGAAGUUCGUAUUUUGAUGGCAAAUGGAGCUCCUUUUACUACAGACUGGCUGGGCACUUCUCCACUCCACCUGGCGGCACAGUACGGGCAUUACUCCACCACAGAAGUGCUGCUUCGCGCUGGCGUAAGCAGGGAUGCCAGGACCAAAGUGGACCGAACGCCACUGCACAUGGCAGCUUCUGAGGGCCAUGCCAGCAUAGUAGAGGUUUUGCUUAAGCAUGGUGCUGAUGUCAAUGCAAAGGACAUGUUAAAGAUGACUGCUCUACAUUGGGCCACAGAACACAAUCAUCAAGAGGUGGUGGAGCUUUUAAUCAAAUAUGGUGCUGAUGUACACACACAAAGUAAAUUUUGUAAAACUGCAUUUGAUAUUUCAAUAGACAAUGGGAAUGAAGAUUUAGCAGAGAUAUUACAGAUUGCUAUGCAGAACCAAAUCAACACAAACCCAGAGAGUCCUGACACUGUGACAAUACAUGCUGCAACGCCGCAGUUCAUCAUUGGACCUGGAGGGGUGGUCAACCUAACAGAUGAAACGGGUGUGUCUGCUGUUCAGUUUGGAAACUCUUCCACAUCAGUAUUAGCUACAUUAGCUGCCUUAGCUGAAGCAUCUGCUCCCUUGUCCAAUUCUUCAGAAACUCCAGUAGUGGCCACGGAGGAAGUAGUUACUGCGGAAUCUGUGGAUGGUGCAAUUCAGCAAGUGGUUAGUUCAGGAGGUCAGCAAGUCAUCACAAUAGUCACAGAUGGAAUUCAGCUUGGGAAUUUGCACUCCAUUCCAACCAGUGGGAUAGGUCAGCCCAUCAUUGUGACCAUGCCAGACGGACAACAAGUACUAACAGUACCAGCAACGGACAUUGCUGAAGAAACUGUUAUAAGUGAAGAACCACCAGCUAAGAGACAAUGUAUCGAAAUAAUUGAAAACCGGGUGGAAUCUGCAGAAAUAGAAGAGAGAGAAGCUCUUCAGAAACAGCUGGAUGAAGCAAAUCGAGAAGCCCAAAAGUAUCGACAGCAGCUUCUAAAGAAAGAACAGGAAGCAGAGGCCUACAGACAGAAAUUAGAAGCUAUGACUCGUCUUCAGACUAAUAAAGAAGCAGUUUAAUUGAAAUGAACGUAUGGUUUGAGUUUGCUUUUGGUCAAGAGAGAAUACAAUCUUGAACUGUACACAAUACGGUGCAGUCACGGGAAGACAGGAUAAUAGAAGAGACUACAGAUUGGUAAUUGGACUUAAGCCAUGCAGUCUGAAUUCUUGUAACAUAAAACUAGAAGUUGUCAAAUGUAUUUAAAACUGAAUUCUGUAAAUAGUUUUUGUUUUUUCUUUUUUUUACAGUUCUAAAUGAGUUAGUAAAGAUUGUUGAAGAAAUCCAAAAACACAAUAAGCCACUGUUUUUGUGAAUUCUUUUUGAUUUUAGUAUGAAUCUUAAUUUCUCAGAAACAGAACAGUUUUAAGGGUGAUCGUUGUUGAUUAGACCAAAUGUUGUGUAAUAAUUAUGUGGUGGACUGAUGCUGGAAUUACUCCUGUAGGUAUAAACUUCUAUAUGAAGAGAAGAUUUCUCCCAGGAAAUCUUUGUACAGCUUUAAGUUGUCUCAGAUUCUCUGAAAACAUUUUUUAGAAAAUAAAUUUUUAUAUUUGUUCAACUUCAGCUAUACCCAAGUAGAUUUACAUGUAUAUGAAGCAAAUAUUUUUAAAACUUUGUGUUUGUACAUAUUCUGCAUGUUUUAUAAUUUCAGAUUGCAUCACUUGCAUAGGUAUUUUUCCCACAAAGAUGACAAAAGUUAGUAGGGGGACAAACCCUUUUAUUCUGUAGGGUCAUCUUAACUAAGUAAGCUAGCAGCUGGUUUUAUUGGAAUGAUAGUGUUCUUGGAAGGAGCAGCUUACAAGAUAACUUGAAUUAGCAAAAUACAAAAAUCUAUGCUUUUUUGAAAAUUUCGUAGUGGGGACGUGAAACUGUAUUCUGUGCCUUCCAUCAUGAUUUCCACGUGAAAGCACUUUAAGGCAGUACAUUUUAAGAUAAUGUUUUUGGAAAACUCAGAGCAUAUGGGUUUCUGAAAUAUUUCAUGGAUUCAUUCCCCUCCCUUCUCCAAGAAAUUAUUCUUAUGGAAAAAAAUGAUUUUGUAUGUAGAACAAGAACUUUUUAUACUAUAGUGAUGCUAUAGAUAGGUCUACCAUAACUUUGACUUUUUCUCUAAAAGCCCUUUGUGCUGUGACUUGCUCUCAUCACAAUAUUGUUGAGUUCCACAAUGUAUGAACAUUAAACUCUGACAUACUGUUCAUUCAUUUUUGUAAAAUGUAACUUCAAACCACUUUUCUUGCUUCAUUUCUUGCAUUAAUGUUUUAUUGCUUUAUGAAAAUGUUUAACCCUAAGGCCCUUCUAGAUUACUUAUACUGUAAAAGAAGCAAUUACCCUUAAAACUGUACUCUGGCCUACUUUUCUAUUUUACAAUUAAAUAUC